ACCUCGACGUUGAAGACUCGCCUUCCUCGGCCCGCCUAAGGUCCGCUUCUUCGUCUGGCUUGUGGGUGCUGUCUUCUUAACCUGGGACGAGGGGUCUGAAGUGACAAUAACGCUCAUUCAUUCAACAACUUGAGCAAUGGCAGCACAGGAUUUUAAUUUCUUGCUUGCGACGGAUUCUUACAAGAUCACACACUACAAACAGUAUCCUCCAAAUGUCAGCAAAAUCUACUCAUACUUUGAAUGCAGGCGCAAAAAAGGUUCACAGUUCAGUGAAGUGGUGUUCUUUGGACUUCAGUAUCUACUGAAAAAGUAUCUCACAGGCCCAGUGAUCACAGAGCAGAAGAUUCAGGAAGCCAAGCUUUUCUACCAGAUGCACUUUAAACAGGCUGUGUUCGAUGAAGAGGGCUGGAGGAAGUUACUCGAGAAACAUGAUGGCCGCCUCCCUAUCCGGAUCAAAGCUGUUCCUGAGGGCAGAAUCAUACCGAGAGGCAAUGUGCUCUUCACUGUGGAAAACACUGAUCCCAACUUCUACUGGCUCACCAACUACGUUGAGACCAUGCUGCUCCAGAUGUGGUAUCCCAUCACAGUAGCCACCAUAUCCAGGGAGUUUAAGAAGAUCCUUGCCAAACACCUUAAGGCUACCUCAGGGAGUCUGGAAGGCCUGGACCUGAAAUUGCAUGACUUUGGAUACAGAGGGGUGUCCUCACAGGAGUCUGCAGCAUUAGGUGGAGCAGCUCAUCUGGUUAAUUUCUGCAGUACAGACACAGUCGCCGGGCUGCUGAUGGCUCAACGAUAUUAUGGCUGUCCAAUGGCUGGCUUCUCCAUUCCAGCAGCUGAGCACAGUACCAUCAUUUCAUGGGGACGGAGCAGGGAGAAGGAGGCUUUUGAGCGAGUCCUAGACCAAUUCUCCUCUGGGCCAGUGUCAGUGGUCAGUGACAGCUACGACAUCUUUAACGCUUGUAAGCACAUCUGGGGAGACAAGUUAAAGGAACGAGUCAUGGAGCGCAGCCAGGACUCCUGUCUGGUCAUCCGUCCUGACUCCGGAGACCCGGCAGAGACUCUUAUUGAGGUCAUCAAGAUUUUGGAGGAGUGUUUUGGCUGCUCUCUGAACUCUAUGGGAUUCAAGGUGCUGCCCUCUUACUUGCGAAUCAUCCAAGGAGAUGGCAUUGACCUCAGCUCAGUAGAUGAG
Stegastes partitus (bicolor damselfish) is the source of this 1189-nucleotide messenger RNA. Its product is annotated as nicotinamide phosphoribosyltransferase-like. The annotation marks the transcript as partial. The record is from RefSeq and is a predicted model, not a curated record. Gene Ontology annotation, biological process: NAD+ biosynthetic process. The transcript has 8 exons. NCBI's taxonomy places the organism in Eukaryota, Metazoa, Chordata, Actinopteri, Pomacentridae. Gene Ontology annotation, molecular function: nicotinamide phosphoribosyltransferase activity.